Cajanus cajan (pigeon pea) is the source of this 1789-nucleotide messenger RNA. RefSeq names its product hydroquinone glucosyltransferase. Lineage: Eukaryota; Viridiplantae; Streptophyta; Magnoliopsida; Fabales; Fabaceae. Gene Ontology annotation, molecular function: UDP-glycosyltransferase activity. The record is from RefSeq and is a predicted model, not a curated record.
AAAUGGGAUACCAAAAAGCCAAUGAUUAGCCAUAUUUACAAGAAAACUCUUUUAUCAUAAUAAAGAAAGCAUCAUAUCUAGCAUUCUCAACAUUCUGAACAAGAAAACAUCUAGUCUAUCUGUUUCGAUGGCAAAAACAAGUCACAUAGCUAUUGUUUCAAGUCCUGGUUUCAGCCACUUGGUCCCUAUAAUUGAGUUCACCAAGAGACUUAUCAAGCUUCACCCAAAUUUUCAUGUGACAUGCAUCAUUCCUUCACUUGGGCCACCCCCAGAAUCCUCCAAAUCCUACCUUAAAACUCUUCCUUCAAACAUAGACUCCAUUUUUCUCCCUCCCAUCAACAAAGAACAAUUACCCCAAGGAGCAGACCCUGGACUCCUAAUUCAACUCACUGUUACUCUUUCUCUGCCCUCAAUACACAAGGUCCUGAAAUCCUUAUCCUCUAAGGCUCCUUUAACUGCGUUGGUGGUAGAUGUUUUUGCAUAUCAAACCUUGGAAUUUGCAAAGGAGUUCAACGCUUUGUCCUAUUUUUACUGCCCUGGUUCAGCUAUGACAUUGUCACUAAUUUUACACUUGCCAAAACUUGAUGAGGAAGUUUCAGGUGAGUACAAGGACCUUAAAGAACCCAUAAAGUUACCAGGUUGUGUACCACUCUUGGGGGUUGAUCUUCCAGCUCCAACCCAAAACCGAUCAAGUGGAACUUACAAGUCUUUUCUUAAACGUGCAAAAGCAUUUGCUAAACCUAUAGUUGAUGGGAUUAUUAUCAACACCUUUUUAGAAAUGGAAUCAGGUGCUAUAAGAGCAUUGCAAGAGUUGGGAAAUGGAAAGAUUAGAUUGUAUCCAGUGGGACCCAUUACACAAAAAGGGUCGAGCAAUGAGGCUGAUGAGUCUGAUAAGUGUUUAAGAUGGUUGGACAAGCAGCCACCUUGUUCAGUUUUGUAUGUUUCUUUUGGAAGUGGUGGUACACUCUCUCAAGACCAAACCAAUGAGCUAGCCUUGGGUUUGGAAUUGAGUUGUCAAAGGUUCUUGUGGGUUUUGAGAGCACCAAGUAAUUCGUCUAGUGCUGCUUACCUUGAGACUGCAAAUGAGGACCCUUUGCAUUUCUUACCAAGUGGGUUUUUGGAAAGGACGAAGGAUAAAGGUUUGGUUGUGCCUUCAUGGGCACCUCAGGUUCAAGUCCUUAGUCACAAUUCAGUUGGGGGUUUCCUAAGUCAUUGUGGUUGGAACUCAACUUUGGAAAGUGUGCAAGAAGGAGUGCCUCUAAUAACAUGGCCACUCUUUGCAGAGCAAAAGAUGAAUGCAGUGCUUUUAGUUGAUGGACUUAAAGUGGCAUUGAGGCCAAAAUUUAACGAUGAUGGCAUAGUUGAAAAGGAAGAAAUCGCAAAGGUGAUAAAGUGUCUGAUGGAAGAGGAAGAAGGUAAAGGAAUGCGUGAAAGAAUGAGCAAUUUAAAAGAUUCUGCUGCUAAUGCAUUGAAAGAUGGUUAUUCAACACAGACCUUGUUUCAGUUGGCUAACCAAUGGGAAAAUUUAACUGAGAUUUAGGAAAGUAGUUUUACUUAAGUUGUUUGACGUAAUUAGUUGUGUUUAGCGUAAUUUCCUUCGUUUGUUUUUCUCCAUCGGUGACCCAGUUACUGUGAUGUCUUUGAGACUCAUGACAUAGAAAAAUUGAUGUUGGAAAAGACUACAAAUAAAAUGGUAUUAUAGAAUGUCCAAGGAUAAUUUACUAUCCUUUGAAACUAAUUAUCUUUCACUAUGUUGAGAAUAUGAAAUAAUAUAUAUUAUUAGACUUUA